AGGAUAGCUCGCAAUUCUCAACUGCAGCUGUACAAAAACUACUGCUUGGCGUGAAUGUGUAGCAGUAUUUACUGCUAAUUUACCAUUGAAAUUUCAAGAUUUUCUAAAGAAUCGUGUCUUGAUCGCAGGAUUGAAAGACAUGGGAAAAAGUAGAGCAGAGCCUGCUUACUAUGCCGUCGCUCGUGGACGUAAAACUGGAAUUUUUAACUCUUGGGAUGAUACUGUUCCCAACGUUUCUGGAUAUGCUAAUAGUCGCUAUAAAAAGUUCAAAACAUUAGAAGAAGCCAAAGCGUUUUGUAAAUCAGAAGGUUGCAAUAGCAGUCCGUUGAAUCCAUCUUUGACCGCAUCGUCAUAUAGCAAGUCUCGUCCUAGUCGUCCCUCGUAUUCCCCUUACUCUUAUUCUCAAAAGCCUUCUUAUUCUUCCAAUAAAAAUGGCUUAUCCUCUGAAAACGAGUCUUCUACAAAGCAUACUUCUUUGGCAAAACCAUAUUCUCCUUCAAGGCCCUCUGUUCCUUCUCCGUAUCAUAAAAAGACCGGCGCUUCCAAUCCUGAAAUUGUUUACACUGAUGGAUCAAGUUUAGGAAACGGAAAAUUUGGUGCUGCUGCUGGUUGUGGUGUAUACUUUGGACCAGGAGACCCAAGGAAUCUUUCCGAACGACUUAUUAUAGGCGAACAAACAAACAAUCGAGCAGAACUUCAAGCAAUAAUUCAUGCCUUAGAAAAUACGAGUGGUGAUGUUAUUAUUCGUGCAGAUAGCAAAUACGCCAUCCAGGCUUUAACCGUAUGGAACAAGAAGUGGGAAAAAACAAAUUAUAUGACUAGUUCUUCGACUCCUGUUAAGAACGUUGACUUGAUCACUCGUGCCUCUCGUCUUAUGGAAGACAGGAAUGUGGAACUGGAGUACGUAGAAGGUCAUAGCACAGACUAUGGAAAUCAGCAGGCUGAUCUUCUGGCUCGAAAAGCUGCUUCUUUAUGAGUAUAUGGGUGCAAAGUGUUGCAUUGCGGCCUUUCGGGUGAAAUUACCACUUAUCUAAUAAACUUUUCCUUCGUGUAUUUACACCUACUUAAGGUUCAUUUCAUAUUUUUGAAUGCUUUCUUUUAUACAUGGUUCUGAUGAAAAAGUGAUGCGAUUAUUCGAGAAAUAAGUAUCUGUUCAAUUAAAAUAGUAAUGUACCUUGAUUUUACUAUUACCGUUCCCUAGCUCGCUUGUUAUCGCUUUUUUCCUGCUCUAAUAUUACUCACUGGUAAUUUCGUCAAGACAUACAAGCAAUGAAUGCAGUAUGGUUCAUGUUGGGAUUGAUGAUUGACAAUAAUCACAAACUGAGAGUAAGCAGUUUAUGCGACCAUGGCAUACUAAAUUUCGAGCGUUUAGUGCAAGGAUGAGGCUUAUAGCGUAAAGAUGAGAAAUCCUAAUGAUGACAAGAUUUAAUUUAGAAUAUCUGCAUGACAGUCUCAACUACAAGGUUAGGUUUGACAUGGAUUGUGUUAUGUGGCACUCCUUAAACUCUUCAUGACUAGAUAGUGAUCUAUCAAUGUCGCCUAUUUUUACGACUUGGCAUUUAGAGGUCGUCCGUCUAUGUUGAUGUAUCGAGUUAUCCAUGUUGAAAGAAUCAAGCAUGCUUGUACAAUCGUCUACCCAUAUAUUUAGUCUUUGUUCUAUUCACUAUCAUAAGCUUUUGGUUAUGAGUUCUAUUCAGGCUUGAAUUUGUAAGGUAUGCUUAAGUUGAGUUUUAGUAACUUUUGCGUUUUCUUUAUUUUUUAAUGAUAUACAUACAAAAAGACACUAAACCAAAAGUAUAACUAAUUUCAUUCCCGUUGAUAUAUUAUUUAUUUAAGACUUAAAAGAGAGAAAAGCGGUUCAUUAUCACACUGAGACAUUAUUAGUAGGAAUAAAUAAUUAUAUUUACCAAGACAUCUCAUCAAACCGCUGGAGCACAUCAACCGAUUGUUUAAGCUUUUUGAAUUCGGCAAUCCUCAUGUAGAAGAUAGGACAAUCUCUACUUGAACAGAUAACGUCUUGGUGCAUGCUUCCUUGACAUCUUUGGCACUGCGUCCAUAAUCUAGCAAACCUGAUUUCUAAAUCAUUGACUUGCCCGAUCUGGCGUUGGUAUAAUUCGGCUGAUCGGUUCAGACAAUUGUCGCAUAAUGCCGCUUUACUCUUUUUUAUUGGAGCUUUGCACCCUAAACAUGUCUCAACUUUAACAGCGAACUUCAUGAUUCCGCCAACGCUAGGCGCUGCAACCGAAAUAGUCCUUGUGUGAUCUCCAUGAAGCAAAGAACUAGCCUUUUCUCCUAAAAUAGGCUCAAAAAUACGAAGUAGAGGUUUCGAAAGUUGGUUUUCUAAAUAAUACUUUGCAUCGAUGGGAAUGUUAUUUUCCAAUACGUAGAUGGGAUCUUCAGAGCGCAUGUAAAAUUGAUCACCUUGCGCACCUUUGAUAAUAACAUAAGCAACACGAUCUCCAAUUGCAGGUGCUGAAC
Messenger RNA from Schizosaccharomyces cryophilus OY26, 2478 nucleotides. Its product is annotated as ribonuclease H Rnh1. The transcript has 2 exons. Gene Ontology annotation, biological process: DNA replication, removal of RNA primer. Gene Ontology annotation, molecular function: RNA-DNA hybrid ribonuclease activity; nucleic acid binding; magnesium ion binding. The record is from RefSeq and is a predicted model, not a curated record. Bases 140 to 976 code for a protein of 278 amino acids. NCBI's taxonomy places the organism in Eukaryota, Fungi, Ascomycota, Schizosaccharomycetes, Schizosaccharomycetales, Schizosaccharomycetaceae.